CUAUUUUCCCCUGUCAUAGAAGCUCGUCGAGGUGUAACGGAAACUGCCAUUCAUUCACACCCACUCACCUAGGGGAACUUUUUGUACUAAAACAGGGAGAGAGAUUUACAUGUAGAAAAGAAAAAAUACAAAGUAUCGCCCGUACAAUUGUUGUUCUGUUGAUCUGCUAGUGCUAGAUUUGUACGCGACACGGACCAGCAAUGUCGGAUGUUUUCUGUGUUGUAUCCACUUGUUUGUCAGUAAAAGCUAGUGUCGUUUCUCUUCCAAGUGCGUUCUCUUGACACUAACAUUUUGGAAAUGAUAGUAUCUUAAGUUGGGAAAAACUGCUUUACUAAAUGGUCAGCGAAAAUGAAAUCUGCGGUUAAGAAUGUGAAGUUGAGGGAGUGUUACAAAGAGACUCAGCUGUGGAUACCAGAGCCAGGCACUUUCAGCAAGCGUUUCCCCAGCACAGUCUCUACGUAUGUUGCUGAGGAGGACACAAACACCGACAGCUCCGUCGCCAUGGGGAUGGGACUAACCGCCACGGGAGUGGUCUGGACCCUCGUCUCCUUCCUCAGCACCUGCCUGUGCUGCGCGGGCUUCGUCUUCCCGUACUGGAUCGCGGGCGCCGCGCAAGUGAACGAUCCUCACGUGUUCCACUUCGGUCUGUUCCGGCGUUGCAAUUAUCCAACAUCUGAACGCCAGACCGUCAUUGGCUGCGGUCGCUACUCCAGCUUUGAGGACAUACCCACGUUGUCGUGGCGGCUAGGGACCAUUCUGGUAGGCGUGGGCUGCGCGGUGUCCAUGUUGGUCGCGUUCACCGGCAUCCUCGCGUGCUGCGUGAAAGACUUGGUGACGCAGAAAGUUGGGAGGGUGGCCGGAGUCAUCCAGAUAUUUGCUGCUUGCCUUGUUGGAGCCGGUUGUGCUCUGUACCCUAACGGUUGGGACCAUCCCCAGGUCAAGAUGGCGUGUGGGGAACGGUCAGGCUCAUAUCAGCUUGGUGAGUGCAGCAUUUCCUGGGCCUACUUGGUGACCAUCGGCGGGUGUGGCCUGCUCAUACUCUCCGCCCUCCUCUCCUGCAGGGCGGGGCGGAGAAAACUGGAAGCCUACCAAGUCUGACCCACCUUGCCUGAACUAUAACAGGGAAAAAGAAAAUAAAUUUGCUGUCGAAAUUGGAAGUGAUCACUCCGGAAGAAAAUCUGAGUGACCCACACUGCUUGACUUAGUCUUUAUUUUCUUGUCGGUGUCCUUGUAUACGAGCUAUCGUGCACACUUGAGGUCUGCUGUUAAAUUUCGUAAAGUUCUCAAAACUGGAUUUGAUUCCUUGUGUUGAUAGGGCCCGCAUCUUGACCGCUCGUCGGUGACCGGCGGCGUAAGGGGAAUAAUAACAGUCUUGGAACAAGACUAUGCUCAUCCAGGAAGCUUUGAAACAAUAUGAUAAUGAGGUGCUUAUAUAGCGCUUCGAUACUAAAGUCUCAAAGCGCCUCACAAUUAUUACCCCUGUUCAUCAGGCCAUGAUAUCAUUUUUUUUGCAGCAACUUGAGAUCAGCGCAUUCUGGUCUCUACCCUCACAGGUACCUACAUUGUGUAUUUAUACUUUUGGGUAAAGAGAGGCAACUGUGGUAAAAUGUCCUGCCCAAGAACACAAGCACCGUGAUCCGCGUUAGGGUUGGAACCCUGUGCCAGGGGACGUGAGUCAAACACCGUAACCAUUGGACCGCAGCGCUCCUCAAUAUGCAAGAGUGCUGUUUAUCCAACUUCACAUGUACCAGCUCGGACGUAGUCGAGUGUAUUCAAGACCGUAUUCUGAGGGUGAAAAUUAUAAGAGGAAAACUUGUGCAGAUGUUUUCCGAGUCAUAUACAUGUAUGUGGAACUACUGAAACCUGACUUAAAGCCAGUUGAUACUCGAAUGCGAAACGUGACGUCACGGCAGGUUUUUGCAUUGCGAAUUCACUAGUAUACGUAUUUCCAUUCCAGACCUGAGAAUUUCGCAGAUGAUGUUGCGUGACGUCACAUUUGCUUCGCAUUCACAUUCGCCUCAAGUAUGAAACCCAGCCUUUAACUAGCUAUUGGCAGUAGGUCCGCAGCAGUUUCUAUGAUUAUCUGAUUAAUUGAUGCUUCGUGAACUCUUUGUAAAGAUGAAGAAUUUUUUUUCAGAAGGCGCAAGAACACAAGCUGAAGAACCUGAAGCUAAAACCUCGAUAAAAUCCACAGAUGAAACACAAAAGGGAGCAGUUAAUAAUCAAGAAGAACAAGACGGGUGGUUUUUUUUUUUAUAAAAGCAUCUGUUAAAAUGUUUUAAUCAGGAGACGAUAUUUUGCCGUGUGUACGAUCCCAAUAUGUAUGGGGAACUUUCCCCUACAUAACUGUCUGAAAUCUUUGUGUUAGUGUGUACAAUAUCAUACUCUGUAUAUUUAGUAGCUUUUUAUUAUAUCAGCAUACAGUGAACACUGUAUCUAUUUUGUAUUUAUUGGACUUGUAUUGCCUAUUUGUAUUUCGUAUACUCUUGUCAGGAGUGUUUUCUAAACACAUACACUGUAUAUCAUGUUUUCACUAUUUUUAUCACUAAAAUAAUGUAAUGGAUGUUUUGUGCUAUAGUAUUAUGAUUGUCAUAACUAUUUUGACUUUUCUACACAUAUCCUAUUUAUCCAUUAAAAUAUAAGCAUAUAAAAUUAAAGAUACUAUACAACAUUUGCAAAU
Messenger RNA from Patiria miniata (bat star), 2680 nucleotides. Its product is annotated as LHFPL tetraspan subfamily member 6 protein-like. The record is from RefSeq and is a predicted model, not a curated record. NCBI's taxonomy places the organism in Eukaryota, Metazoa, Echinodermata, Asteroidea, Valvatida, Asterinidae. Bases 349 to 1098 code for a protein of 249 amino acids. The transcript has 4 exons. Gene Ontology annotation, cellular component: membrane.